This is a messenger RNA of Carassius auratus (goldfish), 1573 nucleotides long. Its product is annotated as protein phosphatase 1 regulatory subunit 3C-B. Lineage: Eukaryota; Metazoa; Chordata; Actinopteri; Cypriniformes; Cyprinidae. Gene Ontology annotation, cellular component: protein phosphatase type 1 complex. The transcript is spliced from 3 exons. Gene Ontology annotation, molecular function: glycogen binding; protein phosphatase 1 binding. Bases 212 to 1183 code for a protein of 323 amino acids. Gene Ontology annotation, biological process: regulation of glycogen biosynthetic process. The record is from RefSeq and is a predicted model, not a curated record.
GCAACAGCACCCGCUUUAGAGAAGGUCAGCCGAUGGCAAACAGUGAUGUUUACUUCUCAUAACUACUUCUGUUGUGCGUUAUUUCUUUGACACUGACUGCUAUUCUGCAUUUAAAGUUCAAGGAAAAUCCAUUUCAGCGCAUCUUUUUAUUGACAGAGAUAUUUCUCCAUCAACCAUUAUCUUCAGCUGACGUUCUUCUCUCUAAUCACAAAUGAGCUGCACAAAAACAUUUGGAUUUAGCAGUUACUCUUUACCUGAUCGGGUGAUGCCGGCGGAUCUGGCCAUGUAUGCGCUGAUUAGCAUGCCUGCUAUCAGGUGCUCCCCACCCAGUGGGUCUUCACCAGAGCUUCAACGGGCCAGGCUUUCACCCCCUUCACCUGCAUCUUCACUAUCUUCAUCCAGCUCUGCCAGCUCCCUGUCCUCGUACUCUCCUAGCACUGGAAUGCUACGCAAGAGGAAGCGAGUUGUGUUUGCUGAUGCUAUAGGUCUCCCGCUCACAUCCGUGCGCAUCUUCACUGCUGACCCUUCGGAGUUGGAAACAGAAGACGCCCCGCAGCCCGAGGAGCAGUUAAAGCCUAGAUCGCCCAUUCAGAGCAAGAGACUGCGACUUAAAUUUGGUUUUCCACAACCUCUUGUAGACAGUCUAAGAAUUAAGGAAACAUUGGUGCAGUUGGAGAGCUGUAGCCUGAGUGAAAGGGGGUUGAGCGGGACUGUACGUGUCUGCAACGUUAAAUUAGACAAGACUGUCUUCAUCCGCAUAACUUUUGACUCAUGGCGAAGCCAUAAAGACAUUGCAUGCACUUACGUGAGGGAACCAAAUGCAACUUCAGAGACUGACUUGUUUUCUUUUAAUGUGUCGCUACCGUCCGAUCUGGACCCAAAGGAGCGCCUGGAGUUCCUAGUAGUGUUCCGACCCGGCAAUAGCAAAUUGCAUUUCGUGGACAACAACAAAGGUAAAAACUACCACAUUCUUGUGGAAAAUGCAAUACCGGAACCUCAGCUGGUGACGGCAAGCAGGAGAGCCAUCAUUAUACCAAAUCCUCAGCAUAUUUUUGUUUGGCCUGGGGUUAAAGGUCAUGAAAUGCAUAGAAUGAAACACCUGGCAUGCGAAGGCGCAGCCCACACGGACCGUCUGAUAAACAGGACCUGGGGAAGAACGCCAAAUGUUACUCCGUUGUGCUAAGAUGGGACUGAGACACUGGCGCGGUCCACAUUUCCACUUGAUUAAGUGCGGAUUCAAAGAAGUACAGAAAUGCGCCCCCGUGAGGGGCAUCAUACUUGAAUGGACACAGUGCUUGCUGGUUUGCACAAGCUGCUGAAGCAGUAAAAUGUGAAUUUUUACUAUUAUUGUACAUCUAAAUAUAUUUGAGUUGGAUUUAAUUUGCACAAUAUACAUUGCUUAUACAGUUAAAAUGUUUUAUGGGAAACUGGCUUGCUUUCCCGAUCAUCUGCAUUUGCUGUGCCUGAAAAGGUAAACCGAUAUGUAAAAGUGGUGUAAAUGAACCCUCUGUAUGUAUGUAUGAUAAUGUAUUUAUUUUGAGCUCUUUUAUUAAAAGAACGUGCUUUCCAUGAA